This is a messenger RNA of Drosophila nasuta, 880 nucleotides long. RefSeq names its product protein THEM6. The record is from RefSeq and is a predicted model, not a curated record. The transcript is spliced from 2 exons. The coding region runs from base 154 to 735 and encodes 193 amino acids. Lineage: Eukaryota; Metazoa; Arthropoda; Insecta; Diptera; Drosophilidae.
CUUCGCUUCAGUUGCCUUCGAUCACUUGCCCACUGUAGAAGCUGGUAAGCGUGCGUCGUCGUCUACGUUGUUUUAAUCGUUAUCGACAAACGUCCGUUAUCGCGCGUUUGCACAUACACACUAAACUCGUAACCAAAACCAAAGAUCAUCGUCAUGUCGUGGCUGGUGUUGUUGCUCAUCUUGUACACCGUGUGGGAUGUCAACUAUUUUAUACGCUGCAUUUUCACAGUCCUCGGCGGUCGUCUGUUCCAGCGCAAACGCAAAGUGACCGAGACCACAACGAUCUAUGGUCUCUGCACGUCCCAGGAUGUGGACAUCUUCAUCAAGCACAUGAACAACGCGCGCUAUUUGCGUGAACUGGACUUUGCCCGAUUCCAUUUCUAUGCGCUCACCAAUCUGUAUGAGCAAGUGCGCAAUCGCGGAGGCGGCGCCGUUCAAGGUGCAACCAGUGUGCGUUAUCGUCGCACCAUUCCCAUCUUCCAUCCAUACAAGAUCCUAACGAAGCUCGUCUGGUGGGACGACAAGGCCAUCUAUUUGGAGCAACAGUUUGUCACACUUACCGACGGCUUUGUCCGCGCCGUCGCCCUCUCCAAGCAGUGUCUCACCAAAUGCGAUGUCAACGAGCUGCUCAAGAGCUAUCCCGAGGCAGCGCAAAAGCCUCAAAUGCCCGAAGAACUCAAGUUGUGGCUCGACUCCAUUGAGGUCUCCAGGCAAAAGUUGCGCAAAGACGAUUAAAAUAAGAGUCAGAGUCGCCCCCCUCCCCACCCCACAAAAGCGUCGCUCAUGCGCAUCGCACUCUCUGCUUUUCUUUUGGAUUUUACUCUUUGUAGGUCUCUUUAUUUUUCAUUUCGCUUUCAUCCGCUUUUUUUUACAUAAAUAA